Molecule: messenger RNA, 1149 nt
Organism: Neoarthrinium moseri
Lineage: Eukaryota; Fungi; Ascomycota; Sordariomycetes; Amphisphaeriales; Apiosporaceae
Exons: 2
Coding region: 1-1149 (382 amino acids)
Biological process (GO): 7-methylguanosine mRNA capping
Cellular component (GO): mRNA capping enzyme complex
Molecular function (GO): mRNA guanylyltransferase activity; ATP binding
Source: RefSeq, a predicted model, not a curated record
AUGCACAUCGAGUCCAUCGACGCCCCCGGCAUGAAGGCGUCGGGCGACCUGCUGCACAACAUGCAGCGCGAGGUCGCCCAGCUGCUGGGACGCGACAGCAUCAGCUUCCCCGGCGCGCAGCCCGUCUCCUUUGCCCGGAAGCACCUGGACGAGCUGAAGAGGGAAGACUACUACCUCUGCGAAAAGUCCGACGGAAUCCGAUAUCUCCUCUACCUCAGCGACGACGGCCAGGGCCAGGAGCUGCACUACCUGAUCGACCGCAAGAACGACUACUGGUGGGUCAAGGACGCGCACUUCCCGACGCCCCAGGGCGAGGCCACCUUCCACCGCAGCACGCUGCUCGACGGCGAGCUGGUCAUGGACGUGCUGCCCGACGGCAAGCAGGAACCCAUCUACCUCGUCUUCGACUGCCUGGUCAUGAACGGGCAGAACCUCAUGGCGCGCCCGCUGCAGAAGCGCCUGGGCUACUUCCACAACGAGGUCUACCGCCCCUACAAGGACCUCUUCUACAAGAAGUACCCGCACGAGCGCGAGUUCCAGCCCUUCAUCCUCGGCAUGAAGGACAUGCAGUUCGCCUACGCCACCGAGAUGCUGUUCCGCCAGCUGAUCCCCGGCCUCAAGCACGGCAACGACGGCCUCAUCUUCACCUGCCUCAAGACCGAGUACAAGCACGGCACGGACCCGCACAUCCUCAAAUGGAAGCCGGCCGACGAGAACACGGUCGACUUCCGCUGGAAGUUCCACUUCCCCACGGCCGAGCCCGACGACGACGACCGCGCGGACGGCGUCGCCGAGCCCUACCCGGACUACGAGGCCGUGCCGCGCGUCGAGCUGCUCGUCUUCACGGGCGGCAAGGACGACUACCGGCCCUUCGCCGAGCUGCACCUGGCCGAGGACGAGUGGGACGAGCUCAAGGCGCUCAACGAGCCGCUCGACGAGCGCGUCGUCGAGGCCUACAUGGACGACCACAAGCGCUGGCGCUUCUACCGCUUCCGCGACGACAAGCACAACGGCAACCACGUGAGCGUCGUGAACAGCGUCCUGGAGUCCAUACAGGACCGCGUCACCGAGAAGGACCUGAUCGACGCCGGGCCCGACAUCCGUACCAAGUGGAAGAACCGGGAGCAAGAGGCGAAGCGCAGGGCGUGA